Prorocentrum cordatum is the source of this 387-nucleotide messenger RNA. The record is from the annotation of a GenBank genome assembly. NCBI's taxonomy places the organism in Eukaryota, Dinophyceae, Prorocentrales, Prorocentraceae.
CUACAGCGCUGGGAUCAGCGCGUGCGAGAAGGGUGGGCAGUGGCAGCCGGCGUUGGCGCUGCUGAGGGAGAUGUGGGAGGCGAAGGUUUUGGCCGACGCAUCAGCUACAGCGCUGGGAUCAGUGCAUGCGAGAAGGGCGCACAGUGGCAGCGGGCACUGGCGCUGCUGAGCGAGAUGGGCAAAGCGAGGCUGGAGCCCCACGUCAUCAGCUACAGCGCUGGGAUCAGCGCGUGCGAGAAGAGCAAGCAGUGGCAGUGGGCUCUGGCGCUGCUGAGCGAGAUGUGGGAGGCGAAGCUGGCGCCCGACGUCUCAGCUACAGCGCUGGGAUCAGCGCGUGCGAGAAGGGCGAGCAGUGGCAGCGGGCUUUGGCGCUGUUCAGCGAGAUGA